AAGUAGACGUCAGUGUGAGGAGGCGUCCACAGGAAGUAGACGUCAGUGUGAGGAGGCGACCACAGGAAGUAGACGUUCAUCUUGAAGCAGCGUCGGAGACGUUGCCAGUUGAGAGCGUGAAACCAGGAGAGAAACAAGAUGGCUGAACUCAGACGGAUUGUAACGUCUUCAUUCCUGAUGCUGCAGGUGUUGAGCUCUACAGCAUCUGUGAAAUAUUCCUUCUUCACCGUCAGAGCUGGAGAUGAAGUCACUUUGCUUUGUGAGAACGUGACACCUGAUCAGGACGAGUGUGACAGGAUUACUUGGUUCUUCAUUGGUUCAAGAAAGACAGAAAUACUGUUUAAAUAUGGGAAGAUUCAUAAAGAAGCAGAAUAUAAAUCAGACAGACUGAGUGUUUCAGAGAAAUGUUCUCUGGUCAUAAAGAAGGUCUCAGAUGAAGAUGGAGGUCGUUAUCACUGCAGAGAGUUCAGAACAGGAACACAUGAAUAUCAAGAUGCUGCGGUUCAUCUCUCUGUCGUCACCAUGAGUGAGCAGAAGAACCCUGAUGAGGUCACGUUUAUCUGCUCUGUGGUGACAUUCAGUGACAGAUGUAACCACAGAGUGAAGUGGAUGAAUGAGGGCAAAGAGAACGAUGUGGUGACAUCACAGCGUCCAUGUUCAGCCUGGUUGAUGAUUAAGAAAUCUCACGUUGAUCAGAAGUCUUAUGAGUUAUUGAAAUGUGAAGUGACUGAUGGUUACACUGGAAGAGUGCAUCAGUUCCCCUUCCUUCGUCCUCCGUCCUCAGUGAGAUCUGAAAAGGACAUCAACCAAACAGAUCAAGCCCUUCCCUCCUCAGACUGGACCAGGUCCAUCGUUGUGGUUCUGGGUUUAGCCGCACUCAUAAUGAGCGUUGUUACCGUCAACAUCUGGACCAGGACUAAAGUGAACAAACGUCUGAUGGAAGAAGUCACAGAGCGUCAUGAGGAAGAGGAGGAGGAGGAGGAGGAAGAGAAGGAGGAGGAGGAGGAAGAGAAGGAGGAAGAGGAAGAUGGCAUCUAUGACGACAUUAGAGAAGCUUCUGCCUCCGUCUCACUGGACUGAUGAACAACAUCAACACAGAGUUCACUGCUGUUAGAUAUCCAGACAUCAUAGAGGGAGAAGAUGAUCAUUCAGAUGUUUUAUGUGCAAAGUUACAUCUAUAUUUAUAUAUAUACACACAUAUAUAUAUAUAUAUAUAUACACAUAUAUACGUGUAUAUAUACACACAUAUA
Molecule: messenger RNA, 1250 nt
Organism: Cyclopterus lumpus (lumpfish)
Lineage: Eukaryota; Metazoa; Chordata; Actinopteri; Perciformes; Cyclopteridae
Exons: 7
Coding region: 139-1080 (313 amino acids)
Biological process (GO): interleukin-15-mediated signaling pathway; positive regulation of ERK1 and ERK2 cascade; T cell activation
Cellular component (GO): external side of plasma membrane; membrane raft
Molecular function (GO): MHC class II protein binding; protein tyrosine kinase binding
Source: RefSeq, a predicted model, not a curated record